CCUUAAUUUUCUUUGGGUUGAAAUCAAUUCCCGAAAAAAGAUAUUAUGCGAGCAACGUACUCAGGUGCCCCUUUUUUCUUUCCAUUUUCACCGGAAAACAUAUACCACUUUCUUUAUAACCCUAAACACCCCGAUGAAGAAAACACAAAUCACUGAAGCUGAUUGCUGGUUCGUGGUCGGCGCUCAUCAAGCCGGGGCCACUGAGCAGAUGUGCUCUGAUUUGUCGGGAUUGUCGAAAUCGGCCACGCACACGAUCAUCAAAAACUUUCGAAAACAGGGAUCACCUCAUGCGGCUCAUCUCAGCGUAGCGACCAUGAUAAAAGCCAAUACAACGUUGUCUCAUGCUCCCAGUAAACGCAAGGCAGACGAAUUAAAGGGCAAUCAGCUUCCGCCUCGACCUCGAAAAAGAGGCCGACCACGGAAACCAGAGGUGGAUGAAACCAUUUUCAGUGCUUCGUUCAUACGUCAUGUUUUGUUACCCCGACGACGCACAUCCUCUCCAAUUUUGACCAACCCUUGUUCCCCUUUGGGUCAGUCCCAGGAGGCAUCGUCAAAACAGCCACCGUGUGAAGAAGAAGACGCAUUACCUCCUACACCACAAUCACUGAACACAAUGAACGACGAGGAAGAGGAUGAAGGAUACAAGAAGGAAACAUCAGAUAUGGACGAUGUAGAUUGGACGGUGGAGGAUGACAGAACGUUGAUUAUGCACAUGCUGGAGCACGGCCAUUCUAUCAAGUGGAAGGAGGUUGAAAUCAAGUUCAAAGACCGCCAUGGAGCGAAAAUGUGCAAUGAACGAUGGUUGUUGUUAAAGAAACAAAUGCUGAAGGAUAUCCCGCGGUUUAUGAAAUAAAAAGAGAAAGAGCCUUUUUGGUAUUGUGGAAUCUGA
Messenger RNA from Radiomyces spectabilis, 889 nucleotides. RefSeq lists its product as uncharacterized. The record is from RefSeq and is a predicted model, not a curated record. The transcript has 4 exons. NCBI's taxonomy places the organism in Eukaryota, Fungi, Mucoromycota, Mucoromycetes, Mucorales, Radiomycetaceae. Bases 134 to 853 code for a protein of 239 amino acids.